Messenger RNA from Equus quagga, 2990 nucleotides. RefSeq names its product zinc finger protein 383-like. Gene Ontology annotation, biological process: regulation of DNA-templated transcription. Bases 175 to 1161 code for a protein of 328 amino acids. The record is from RefSeq and is a predicted model, not a curated record. NCBI's taxonomy places the organism in Eukaryota, Metazoa, Chordata, Mammalia, Perissodactyla, Equidae. The transcript has 3 exons.
UUUAAAUUUUCGUGGAAGGAGAAAUUUCUAAACUAGUGAUGCUAGGAGCUGCCAAGUAGACCUAGUCUCUCUUAUCUGUCCUUUCUCUUUCCCCAGCUACCAUCUCAGGAUUCUGCCCUUUCCAGCGAGAGACAUCUAGCCAGAGAGGAAUGCCUGGGUCAGCCCUGACGGAGCAUGAAGCAAUCAGUGACAUUCCGAGAUGUGGCCGUUGACUUCUCCCAGGAAGAGUGGUGGUUCCUGAACCCUGCCCCGAGAGAACUGUACACAGCUGUGAUGUUGGAGAAUUAUCAGAACCUGGUCUGGCUGGAGAGUGAGUCAAUAUGGGAGAGCAAGGAAUUAUCUCUAAGGAAGAAUAUGAAAGAAGAAACAUUCCAGCGUGAAAUAGUGAUGAAUAAAACAAGCAAGACAUGUAAAGAAUAUGAAGAAACUCCCUUCACCAAUACAUAUCUUAUUAUCUGUCAGAAAAUUAUUAAGGAGGAGAAGUGCUGCCAGUGUCACGAGUGUGGGAAAUUCUUCAGUCGCCGCUCAACUCUCAUUCGACAUCAUAGAAUCCACACAGGAGAGAGACCCUAUAAAUGUACUGAGUGUAGGAAAACCUUCUAUGAGAGGGCGCACCUUAACCAGCAUGAGAGAAUUCACACGGGUGAGAAACCCUACGAAUGUAAAGACUGUAAGAAGACCUUCAGUCAGAAGACUCACCUUACUCGGCACCAGAGGACACAUACCAGAGAAAAAUUCCACGAGUGCAGUGAGUGUGGAAAGGCCUUCAGCCGCUCCUCAGCCCUUAUUGACCACCAGAGAAUUCAUCGUGGAGAGAAACCCUUUGAAUGUAAGGACUGUGUCAGAGCCUUCACUCAGAGUUCACAGCUCAUUCAACAUCAGAAAAUUCAUUCUGGAGAAAAACCCUAUGAAUGCAGUAAGUGUGAGAAAUCCUUCAUACGUCCCUCUUCCCUGAUGGAGCAUCAGAGAAUUCACACUGGAGAAAAACCCUAUCAGUGUCAGGACUGCAAGAAGGCCUUUUGCCAUGUGAUGCAGCUCACUCUGCACAGGAGACUUCAUACGGGUGAGAAACCCUACGAGUGUCAGGAAUGUGGAAAAGCCUUUACCUCUUGGUCCCGUUUUGUUAUUCAUAGGAGGAGUCACAUGGGAGAAAGACCAUGAAUGUCACAUACGUGGGAAAACCUUCAGUAACCACUCCUUGCUCGUUACACAUGAUAGACACAAAGUGGAGUGAAACCCUUUGGAUGCCACGAAUGUGGGAAGGCCUUCAGAUACAGGUCACACCUCACUCGACAUAGGUGAAUUCAUGUUGGAGAAUAUUAACCAAAGCGAACUAGACUUGAAAAUGUUAAUAUUCUCAUUAUUUAACAGUUAAGAUCUUGGUUAUAAGUAGCAUAAAUUGACUUUGACCCUCUUAGAAAAGCAGUUUAUUCACACUGUCUCAAGAGCUCAUUGAAUGGAUGGGACAGCAAUGAAUCACCUUUGAAAGUAGAGAGGAACCACAGUAAAUCAGGUUUAAGAGCAGAAAGUGAAGCCAUGAUCCUAUGACCUGGAGGCUCUGCCUCCUGCUCCUACACAGGUCCUGUGCUGCCACCACCACGAAUACGCAGUAGUGUUUUACAAAUGAAACUUUACUGGCCCUCAGUAAGUGUCACCUCGUGUCUAAUGUCCCGAAGCCAGGAUUACAAUGCUUGUGUCCUGAUUGCUGAAGGCUAGUCAAAGAGAUCAUCUCUUGGCUUUUGCUUCUGUCGUAACAGGAGAGACACUGUAUCCUACCCAGUUCAGACGCAAUGGAGAGCUCCCUUCAAAUGGGAGGGCCUCUGAUGUUGCCCAACGUGAAAGAAUGUGUAGCUACUGCUUAAUGCUUUGCAUCCUAAAAAUGGUGUCCAGAUAUGAUCCCAAGUCUAACUUUGAGUUAGCUGACCACAGUGUGCUUACCUGAGUUUUCUUCCACACUUCCUACAGUUGCUGUAUCUUGAGGAUCUCAUCACUGUUUAUUGCCUGUGAACAAGAAUAGAGAGAAGGCAGAGACUGACACAAGGGAACAUCACCAGGCAUAGAUAUAAGGGAUAGCCAAGAUAGAUGUUAGGGGUAGAUAUUCCUAAACUGAACACAUAGGAUUUUUUCCUUGAAUUUCUGUGAAAUGCACAUAUAAAAGCAUUUAUAAAGUAUGUGUGCUGGUUUAGAGAAGAAGAAUAAAUACAGUCGUGUCACUUAACAAUGGGGAUAUGUUCUGAGAAAUGCGUGCUUAGGCCGUUUUGUCCUCAUGUGAACAGCAUAGAGUGUACUUAUACAAAGCUGGAUGGCGUAGCCUACUACACACGUAGGAUCUAUGGCACAAUCUUAUGGGACCACCAUCAUAUAUAUGAUCCAUUGUUGACCGAGAUGUCAUGUGGUGCAUGGCUGUACUCAUAAACUCGCUAACCAAGCUAAGAUGGAAAAUAUUACCAACACUUUAGAAUCCAUGAGUGUCCUUGAAAUGCCGUUGGUUUUGAAUGGUUCUGAAGGCCAGAAGGGAUCUCAGGGAAAUGUUCUGUGGGCUGGGCUUUGAAAAAUGAGUAGGGAUUUUCAAAGACAAGUUGAGAAAGUACAUUCAAGUCAAAGGGGAAAGAACCUGCAGACUCGUGCUUGUGAAAGUCAAGAUACCUGGGAGUUUUGCUCCCCCAUAAGUUAUCAAUUACAUUGGAUUCUGUCCAGCAGUGUGCUCUGCCCCUUCCUUUAUUUUUCUCCAUAACCCUUAUUUUAUUCAUUUAUUAUACUAUGUAUUUAUUGUUUAUUGUUUGUCUUCCCAGUGCCAGAAUCUAAUCUCCACAAGGGCAAGAAUUUUCUCCAGUCCUUAGAAAAGUGCCUUAGAUGUUUUAGGUCACUAAAUAGACACUUAUCAAGUAAACUGAUGAAUGAAUGAAUGGAAGGCCUUAGCUCAUCAACGUGAACUCAGGGUCUUUUUUAUUAUUAUUAUUAUUUUGAGGAAGAUUAUCCCUGAGCUAACA